This is a messenger RNA of Myotis myotis, 1789 nucleotides long. It is a transcript of the gene DNASE1L1, whose product is annotated as deoxyribonuclease 1 like 1. Gene Ontology annotation, molecular function: DNA nuclease activity. Gene Ontology annotation, cellular component: nucleus. Bases 258 to 1187 code for a protein of 309 amino acids. The transcript has 8 exons. The record is from RefSeq and is a predicted model, not a curated record. Gene Ontology annotation, biological process: DNA catabolic process. Lineage: Eukaryota; Metazoa; Chordata; Mammalia; Chiroptera; Vespertilionidae.
GGGGCAGGGACCAGGCAGGCCGGGGCCUGGAUGAGUGGGGUGGAACCGCAUCCUGUUCCUCUUCUCUCCGGUCCCCGUCAGGCAGCUGCUGCGAUUCCGUGGGGUGUCUCGAUCCACUUACAGCCGAGGCAGGUGUGUAGACAAGCUGGUCUGCGCAGAACCCCAGGUCCUCCUGAAACCACAAGCAGGCCCAGCUAGGACUCCACCCUGGGGCGGCCUGGAUUCCUGCAGAGGAUCCCAGCAGCCCAAACACAGCCAUGCGCUGCCCAGCUGUGCUCCUGCUCCUGGUGGGCGUGGCCCAGGCCUUUCGCAUCUGUGCCUUCAACGCCCAGAGGCUGACGCUUAGCAAGGUGGCCAGGGAGGACGUGUUGGACCCUUUAGUUCGGAUCCUGGCUCGCUGUGACAUCACGGUGCUGCAGGAGCUGGUGGACUCUUCUGGCAGCGCCCUCUACCUCCUGCUCCGAGAACUCAAUCGAUUUGAUGACUCUGGGCCCUACAGCUCCCUGAGCAGCCCCUUCCUGGGGCGCAGCACAUACAUGGAGAAGUACGUGUACAUCUACAGGUCACACAAGAUGGAGGUCCAGGAUUCCUACCUGUACAAUGACAAGGACGACCUCUUUGCCCGGGAGCCCUUUGUGGCCAAGUUCACAUUGCCCAGCAAGGACCUUCCCAGCUUGGUGUUGGUCCCCCUACACACCACUCCGAAGGCCGUGGAGCAGGAGCUGAACGCCCUGUAUGACGUGUUUCUGGAUGCCUCCCGGCGCUGGAAGAGCGAGGACAUAAUCCUGCUGGGGGACUUCAAUGCUGACUGUAAUUCACUGGCCAAAAAGCGCCUGGAGGAGCUGAUACUGCGGACUCAGGCCGACUUCUACUGGGCGAUCGCCGAUGGCGAGGACACCACGGUGCGCGCCAGCACCAACUGCGCCUAUGACCGCAUCGUGGUGCACGGGAAGCGCUUCCGGAGGCUGUUGCAUACAGCUGCUGCCUUCAAUUUCCCCCGGAGCUUCCGGCUCACCGAGGAGGAGGCUCUCAACAUCAGUGACCACUACCCCGUGGAGGUGGAGCUGAGCCUCAGCCUGAGCCUGAGCCGGGCGGGGCAUGGGACCCGGCCCCUCAGCCUGGCCACUCUGUUGCUGUCCCCGCUGCUGCUGCUGCUCCUGCCCCCACAGCUGGGCCUGGGGGCGUGAACCUCACCCACCCUGACGUCUGCUGCCCGCAGAGGUGAUGACUGACUACACUGCCCUCAGGACUCAAACCCUAGCCUCUCCUGGCCCUCUGCCCGGCGGCCAAAGCGACUCGUGAAGGGCUUCAACUGCAGCCCAGCCUGGUCCUGCCCAGCCCUGCCCUUCCUUGCUCUGCCCAGCCCAGCCCUGCCCAGUCCUGCCCAAUCCGGUCCUGCCCAGCCCUGCCCAGUCCUGCCCAAUCCGGUCCUGCCCAGCCCUGCCCUAUUGGACUGCAGCCCUCUGCCUUUUCUUUGGUUGGGCUUGUGUUCUUUUGCUGGGCCUGUGCCUGGCAUGAGAGUGUAUAAGAGGAAGGCAGGGGCCUCGAGGCUGGGGGAGGGGAAAGGGGCUUAGAAAAGGGAAUCACAACAUAUGAAAAAUUAUGACAAAAAGGAAACACAUACAAACUGAGAACGAAAAGCUAGAUAGGAGGGACACUACACGUGUGGAACAGAUCUGUCACUGGGCCACCUGUAUUGUACAUGGGAUUCACGUGAAUCAGCGUGAAGAUCCCAGUAGAUACAAAAAUGGAGAUAAGUACUUCACACACACACACACACACACACACA